AUGGUCUGCUCCAAGAUCAUCAAAGUAACCAGGAAGUGGCAGAAGAUGACGGCCAUGGAGAGCAAAAUAUCAUCUUCAUCCAAAAAUGUCAAUGCAGAUUGUUUUAUUGCAUCACUAACCUCUAACAAAGGCCAUUUUGUAGUCUACACCACAAACCGGAGGCGUUUCGCAAUGCCAUCGUCCUAUCUUAGCAACAACAUAUUUCUACAACUUUUCAAGAUGUCUGAAGAAGAGUUCGGACUGUCAAAGAAGAUUCUGAUUGAUUAUAUCAGGAACUGUUGCAUCAAGGAUGUUCAAGCCAGCACCUUGUUUCUGGUAAAUGAAGAAUUUAAUUUCCCCAUUUGUAAUGAUACUCCAUUUUGCACUGAUUCUACUAAGAAAAAGAAUUAA
Messenger RNA from Durio zibethinus, 390 nucleotides. Its product is annotated as auxin-responsive protein SAUR68-like. The record is from RefSeq and is a predicted model, not a curated record. Gene Ontology annotation, biological process: response to auxin. NCBI's taxonomy places the organism in Eukaryota, Viridiplantae, Streptophyta, Magnoliopsida, Malvales, Malvaceae.